GAUGUUUGCGAUGUGCGAAUCAUGGAAAUUUUAUAACAUGGUUCGGGUGGUCUGGUGUGGUUAUGGUGAUCGGCCGCGUGUCUGUGUGUCGCUGUGUGUUGUGUAUGCAGUUAUUCGAACAUGAGUGACAGCGUGGUCCAAAGUGUUCAGAAACUCAACGUGGACGGCGAAAAGGCAUGAUAACUUUCAUUAAACAGUACAUACAUAUGUAAUGCUGUACAAGCGCAUUUUAACAUUGCCCAGAUCACUAUGGAAUUACAAAUUUCAAGCUAGUCCGUACAGGAAGUACUCAAUGAUCUAAAGAUUUGAAUGAAAUGUGAACAUAUUCCGUUGUUCAUCUAUGUUCUUUUUCGUCACCCAAUAUUUUAAACUUAAUUCUGAACAAUGUUUCAUGCAAGGUUUGGAAAUCUUGCAUCAGCACAUGGUGUGGAAGCACUGAAUACAUUUCUCUCUGAUAGGAGUUAUCUUGAAGGAUUUACUCCAUCUCAAGUAGAUACAUCAGUAUAUGAAGCUUUGGGAUGUUGUCCAUCAGAACAGUUUCCUCAUGCUUAUCGAUGGUACAAACAUAUUCAGAGUUAUGGCUCAGAACGGAAGAGUUUUGUUGAGAGAAAAGGAGGCUCCUUGGAAUUACACUAUGUAGAUAAUGGCAAAAAGCAAUGUAAUGAUAAACUAGAUGUAAAGCCUCCUAAAGCAAAAGGAAAGAAAGAUGCCAAAGAAAAGAAGGGAGCUGGUGACUCAGAUCGGUUAUUAUUAUGGGACAAAAUUAAGAAAGAAUAUGAGGCAGAAGUUGCAGCAAAGGAGCCCUGUCCUAUAAAAGUUGCCCUUCCUGAUGGAAAGGUUGUAGAAGGACAGUCAUGGCGAACUACUCCAUAUGAUAUUGCAAAAGGAAUCAGUCAAGGUCUUGCUGACAACACUAUUAUUGCUAAAGUGAAUAAUGAACUGUGGGAUUUGGAUCGGCCUCUUACUUCUGAUUGCAAUUUAAAGUUGCUUAAAUUUGAUGAUGAUGAAGCUCAGCAGGUUUUCUGGCAUUCAACUGCUCAUGUACUAGGAGAAGCAAUGGAACGUGUGUAUGGAGGUUGCUUAUGUUAUGGUCCACCAAUUGAUAAUGGAUUUUACUAUGAUAUGUUCCUUGACGAUAGACAGGUUUCCAAUUUAGAUUUUCCAGUUAUUGAAAAUCUAAUGAAAAACAUUGUUAAAGAAAAACAAAAUUUUGAACGUUUAGAGAUGAAGAAAGAUGAUUUGCUUGAAAUGUUUAAGUACAACGAGUUUAAAGUACGCAUUUUAAAAGAAAAAGUGAAGACCCCUACAACCACUGUAUACCGUUGUGGGCCUCUUAUUGACCUUUGCAGAGGUCCUCAUGUCAGACAUACAGGGAAGAUCAAAGCCCUCAAAGUGACAAAGGCAAGUAUGGUUUCAAUGAUGGUUAAUUCUGCUACCUACUGGGAAGGCAAUGCGGAAGCUGAGUCUUUACAAAGAGAACAAGAAUUAUAUUUCUUCCAUGAACUAAGCCCAGGAUCAUGCUUCUUCCAACCGAAAGGAGCAUAUAUAUAUAAUACUCUUGUGGAAUUUAUUAGAAAAGAGUAUCGAAAGCGAGGAUUUCAGGAGGUGGUUUCUCCCAACAUCUACAAUGUCAAGCUGUGGCAAACGUCAGGGCAUUGGAACCACUAUGCUGAAAACAUGUUCUCCUUUGAAUCAGAGAAAGAAACAUUUGCUUUGAAGCCAAUGAACUGCCCUGGCCAUUGUUUGAUCUUUGAUACUCGAAGUAGAUCUUGGCGAGAGCUUCCUUUAAGACUUGCGGACUUUGGAGUACUGCAUCGCAAUGAAUUGUCAGGUGCUCUCACAGGAUUGACGAGAGUGAGGAGGUUUCAACAGGAUGAUGCUCACAUUUUUUGCACUGUAGAUCAGAUCAGGCAAGAGAUGUUAGGAGCAUUGGAGUUUUUAAAACAUGUCUACUCUGUGUUUGGCUUCACUUUUGAUUUAGUGUUGUCUACAAGACCUGAGAAGUAUCUUGGUGAAAUUGGUGUGUGGAAUGAUGCAGAAAAGCAACUAGCCGAGAGCUUAAAUGAAUUUGGACAGCCUUGGAAAGAAAAUCCUGGUGAUGGAGCUUUCUAUGGACCUAAAAUAGAUAUUACUAUAAAAGAUGCCUUGAGAAGAUCCCAUCAGUGUGCUACAAUUCAGUUGGAUUUCCAGUUACCAAUUCGAUUUAAUUUGGGAUAUGUCAGUGAAAGUGGGGAAAAGAAGAGGCCUGUCAUAAUUCACAGAGCCAUUCUGGGCUCUGUUGAAAGAAUGAUAGCUAUUCUCACAGAAUCAUAUGCUGGGAAGUGGCCGUUCUGGCUAUCUCCAAGACAAUGUAUGGUAAUUCCUGUUGGGCAACCAUUUUAUGAUUAUGCUUUUCAGGUAAAAGAAAAGAUUUUUGCUGCUGGUUUCAAUUGUGAUGUAGAUAUAGAUGCAGGUGAUACCAUGAAUAAGAAGAUACGAAAUGCACAGUUAUCUCAGUACAACUUCAUUUUAGUUGUUGGGGAAAAAGAACAAGGAGCUCAGACAGUGAAUGUUCGUACUCGGGAUAACAAAGUGCACGGUGAAUUCACUAUUCCAGUAGUUAUUGAAAAAUUCCAAGCUUUGAAGGACAAUUAUGUACUUGCAAGUGAAGAGAAUUUUUAGCUCAUACACACUUUACUGAAUUGUUUUCCACUCAGACCUUAAAUUUCAAGCAAUAUUUUUAACUUUAUUCCCAUCAUGAAAUUCCAAAGCUACACACAAUACUCAGUAAUGUAUGUGACAUGUUUUUGCGUGUAGCUCCAAUAAAUAAUUUGGGCAUAAGGUGGCAGUUUUCCCAUAAAACAUUUUAUUAUAUUCAUUCAGUUCUUGUGCCUGUACUUCAGUUAUUCUCUUCACUGUUAUUUAUUUCUGAGAAAUACUUUUCAUUAAAUUAUACUUAUUUUCCUUUGAA
Gryllus bimaculatus (two-spotted cricket) is the source of this 2950-nucleotide messenger RNA. Lineage: Eukaryota; Metazoa; Arthropoda; Insecta; Orthoptera; Gryllidae. The record is from the annotation of a GenBank genome assembly.